GAUAGUUUUGGGAGACUGCAUGAGAAGGGGAAGGCGGUUCCCAAGGAAACAAAGCUGACAAAACUUUUCCCCAAUAAAGUAACCAUUCACAUGCCACAGGAUGAGGGACUUCUUGUGAGCUGGAAGCAUCAAUUGGAUAGAGAUGCUGAGACUCUUAAAAUGAAGGGAAAUCUGAAUCAGCUGUGUACGGUCCUGAAUCGGAUUGGGUUGGAAUGUGAUGGAUUUGAGACAUUGUCCAUCAAGAACCAAACACUUACAAAUGAAAGUGCAGCGAAGGCAAUUGGGUGGGCUUUGAGCCACCAUUUAAUGCAGAACCCCAAAGCUGAUGCUGAUGGAAGGCUUGUUUUGUCUAGUGAGAGCAUCCAGUAUGGGAUUGGAAUUUUACAGGCUAUCCAGAAUGAAUCCAAGAGCUUGAAGAAGUCGCUAAAGGCUGUGGCCACUGAAAAUGAAUUUGAGAAAAGGCUUUUAGCUGAUGUUAUUCCACCCAGUGACAUUGGACUGACUUUUGAUGAUAUCGGAGCUCUUGAAAAUGUCAAGGACACACUAAAGGAGUUGGUGAUGCUCCCUUUACAGAGGCCUGAGCUUUUUUGCAAGGGUCAAUUAACAAAGCCAUGCAAGGGUAUUCUUUUAUUUGGGCCCCCUGGAACUGGAAAGACAAUGCUUGCAAAGGCUGUGGCCACUGAAGCUGGUGCAAACUUCAUCAAUAUUUCUAUGUCAAGCAUCACAUCUAAGUGGUUUGGCGAGGGUGAAAAAUAUGUGAAAGCUGUCUUCUCACUAGCUAGUAAAAUUGCCCCUAGUGUUGUAUUUGUUGACGAAGUUGAUAGCAUGUUGGGCCUGAGCGAAAAUCCAGGGGAACAUGAGGCCAUGCGUAAGAUGAAAAAUGAAUUUAUGAUGAACUGGGAUGGCUUGCGAACAAAAGAUACAGAACGAGUUCUGGUACUUGCAGCUACAAACAGGCCAUUUGAUCUUGAUGAGGCUGUUAUCCGAAGGCUGCCGCGUAGAUUGAUGGUCAACCUGCCGGAUGCUCCAAAUAGAGGAAAGAUAUUGAAAGUGAUCCUAGCCAAAGAGGAUUUGUCUCCCAAUGUUGAUUGGGAUUCAAUUGCAAGUAUGACAGGGGGAUAUUCUGGAAGUGACCUUAAGAACCUAUGUGUAACCGCUGCCCAUUGCCCAAUUAGAGAGAUUUUGGAAAAGGAAAAGAAGGAGCGAGCUGCAGCACUAUCCGAAGGUAAACCCGCUCCAGCAUUGAGUGGCAGUGCUGAUAUCCGUCCUUUAAACAUGGACGACUUCAAACAUGCUCACGAACAGGUUUGUGCAAGCGUUUCAUCUGAAUCUAUAAACAUGACGGAGCUCUUACAGUGGAAUGAACUCUACGGCAAAGGGGGUUCUAGAAGGAAGAAGGGUCUCAGUUACUUCAUGUGAAGGCUUGUCAUCUCUGUACAAAUGGUUCUUUCUCUUCCUCAACUCUCUGUACUUUAUUUUCUCCUCUCUCCUAUAGGCCAAGCUUAGUCACUGCUCUCUCAGAGCUGAUGUGAAGCCAUUUUGUCUUUAAAAUUAGGUUAAUUAAGCUACAUUUUUAUAUCGUUUACUUACAAGAUAGUUGGUAUGAAGGUUGUAUAGCCUUGCAAAUUUUGGCAUCGCUUAGUUUUUGUUUGGUCCCUCCCAUCUCCUUGUUCUCGAUGUGAAGAGAACCACUGCUCUAUUCUAGUGAAGAAAAAAAUAAUAAUAAAAUAAACAAAUAAAAAUCUAUAGUUUGUACA
Messenger RNA from Camellia sinensis, 1757 nucleotides. NCBI's taxonomy places the organism in Eukaryota, Viridiplantae, Streptophyta, Magnoliopsida, Ericales, Theaceae. The record is from RefSeq and is a predicted model, not a curated record.